Molecule: messenger RNA, 321 nt
Organism: Suillus subalutaceus
Lineage: Eukaryota; Fungi; Basidiomycota; Agaricomycetes; Boletales; Suillaceae
Exons: 2
Coding region: 1-321 (106 amino acids)
Source: RefSeq, a predicted model, not a curated record
AUGGCUUGGGCUGAUCUCAUGAUAAGCUAUCCUGCCGACAGCUUUGUGGCUGACGUAGACCUUGAGUGUCUGAUCACACUAGAAGCAAUGAUGUUCGAAGAUUCCGAAGCAGGACCGGCAGGCAACCGGCAGUGGGGUUUGGAUGCCGGUCAACUUCACAGGAAGUACAACGUGUAUCUCAACAUUCCUACUGAGUGGGUUCUGGGCAGAGAUCACAGUGAGAGUGAACUGGAAGAGAUGAAGGGAGCUGCUGCUGCUGCUAUCGAUGAUGGUGGUGUGUACAACGUGUCCUCUACAUGUCUAUGUGCGCUGGACCUCUGA